AAAAAAAUAAGAAAUCAAUCUCUUAAAACACAAUGAAGAACCAAUAUUGGAUCAUACACUAAUUUAUUUUAAUAUCUUUUUAUUUGUAUAAAUUUCAAAAUAAAACCUAAAAUCAGCUGUUAAUGGAUAUAGCAUAAAGUAUAAUCCUGAUUGGUGAAGUGUGAGAGAGGGAGCAGCAUAAGGCAGUUAGGCACUCUUGCAGCGGAUCUCAGCUCGAACGAAACGAAACCUUGGUUCCUUUCUCUCUGUCCUCACUCGAGUGCGCGUCUAUGCCAAAGAGAGUGAGUGAGUAGGGUUUCAAAUUCCAAUCGGAAGAAAUCGGAAUCGGAAAAAAUGGGAGGUGGCGGCGGCGAUCACGGCCAUGGACACGGACACGGUGAUUUCAGGAACAAGGUCUGGAGUAUGAGCGGUGGCCCUUACUGUCGCCCAAAGCACUGGAAGCGCAACACCGCCAUUGCCAUGUUCGGCGUUGUCCUCAUCUGCAUCCCCAUCGCUAUGAAAUCCGCUGAACUCGAGCAACGACCACAUCACCCUGUUCGCCCCAUCCCUUCUCAACUCUGGUGCAAGAACUUUGGAACUAAAGACUAUAAUGAUAAUGAUCCAUGAUUCAUCAAUUGCAUCACUGGUGUUCACAUCAUGUCAAGCAACAUUUAUUUGUUAAAUGCUGAGAAUAUGAACAGCUUUAAAGAGUUGCUGUUGUUGAUGUUAUGCAAGACUUGGAUCUAGGAUCAUCAUGUAGUGACAUACUUUUGUUUUCUUGCCUUUUUGGCAAUGGACAUCCAUUUUAGAAACGAUGAAAUUAAAUAAGUGCUUAUUUCUGAUUUUUUUUUAUUUAUUUGCGAGCUUGUUGAAACCGAAAUUACUGGUUACUAUAAUAAUGGUAAUUGUGCUUUUUAUCAGUUUAUCUA
Glycine soja is the source of this 908-nucleotide messenger RNA. RefSeq lists its product as uncharacterized. NCBI's taxonomy places the organism in Eukaryota, Viridiplantae, Streptophyta, Magnoliopsida, Fabales, Fabaceae. The transcript is spliced from 2 exons. The record is from RefSeq and is a predicted model, not a curated record. Bases 334 to 606 code for a protein of 90 amino acids.